AUGGCCAGCAAGGGCUUGCAGGACCUGAAGCAGCAAGUGCAGGGGGCGGCCCAGGAAGCAUCCGCCCAGCAAGUGGUGGAUCAGGCCACAGAAGCAGGGCAGAAAGCCAUGGACCAGGUGGCCAAGUCCACCCAGGAAACUAUCGACAAGAUUGCUAACCAGGCCUCCGAGACUUUCUCAGGUUUUGGGAAAAAAUUAGGCUUCAUGUCAUAACAGCAGGGAGACAUGGAUGCCUCCUUCCAGGCUCUCAGCUCUGGCAGGCCCUUGGCCUGCUGCCUUAUUAAAGCACUUGUUCCUAAAAAAA
Messenger RNA from Lutra lutra (Eurasian river otter), 304 nucleotides. RefSeq names its product adipogenesis regulatory factor-like. The record is from RefSeq and is a predicted model, not a curated record. The transcript has a single exon. Gene Ontology annotation, biological process: positive regulation of fat cell differentiation. The coding region runs from base 1 to 213 and encodes 70 amino acids. Gene Ontology annotation, cellular component: nucleus. Lineage: Eukaryota; Metazoa; Chordata; Mammalia; Carnivora; Mustelidae.